Messenger RNA from Rosa chinensis, 3506 nucleotides. RefSeq names its product protein PHOX4. The transcript has 3 exons. The coding region runs from base 708 to 3083 and encodes 791 amino acids. The record is from RefSeq and is a predicted model, not a curated record. Gene Ontology annotation, molecular function: protein binding. NCBI's taxonomy places the organism in Eukaryota, Viridiplantae, Streptophyta, Magnoliopsida, Rosales, Rosaceae.
UUGUGGCGUUUACGUUAAGAACAAGCAGUGGAAAUCUUGCACGUUACAAAGGAGCCAACGGACAUUUUAGGACGUUCUUUUUCUUCUUCCAUUUCUGACAUCCAUUUUUGCUUCACCAGUUUUUGUUCCUCUGUAAUAUCUGAAGCUUCUUCUUCUUCUUCAGGAUAAGCCAUUUUUCCAGAUAAGUUUCUCUGUCACCAACAAUCUUGUUACUUUUUGUGCUUAGGAAAGACCCUGAAUUCUGUUUUGUUCAAAGCUUGUUGCUUUUUUCUGUUUAGCUGAAUUGGUUUGGUGGGUUGGUGGUGUGGUUUCUCUCUGAAUUGGGAUUUGGUUGUUAUCUAGAUUAGGCAGUAUCAAAUCCUGGUUUAGAGGGAAGAAGGGUUUAUUGGUUUGGUUUGUGUUUUGAGUUUUGAGUUUUGAGUUUGUGGUGGCUUGAAUUUAUGCUGAUUUGGUUGAUGAAAGAGAACCCAGUUGAGCUUUAAGGGAGUAGUUGAAGAAUUUGAAGUUGUUUCACAGCAAAUUUGUGCCCACAGAGGUUGGAAGUGGUUUCUUUGGGGAAAGAGCUUUGCUUUUUGUAUGUUUUGGCUUGGAUUAUACAAAAGAGUGUGAUUUUGAAUUAGUUUGUUGUUUAUAGAGUUGAUUGGAGAAGCUAGUUUUAUAGCAAGAUUUAGGCUUAGGCUCUUAUUUUGUAUGAAUUGUUAGAGUGCAUGAUGGGGAAGCAAAGUGGGAAGAAGAAAAAAAGUUCAGGGGAUAGUCCAAAGCCAAGCAACAGUAGCGAAAAUAGUCCGAAAACCCAAGAUAAGGAUACAGAAGUUUUCAUUGCAAUGGCUCAUGAAUUGAAGGAUGAGGGGAAUAAGUUGUUUCAGAAAAGGGACCAUGGAGGAGCUAUGUUGAAGUAUGAGAAAGCCCUCAGAUUGCUUCCCAGAAAUCACAUUGAUGUGUCCUAUCUUCGGAGUAAUAUGGCAGCUUGUUAUAUGCAGAUGGGGUUGAGUGAGUAUCCGAGGGCUAUUAAUGAGUGCAAUUUGGCCCUUGAAGUUACACCCAAGUAUAGUAAGGCUCUGCUGAAGAGGGCAAAGUGUUAUGAGGCUUUGAAUAGGUUGGAUUUGGCUCUGAGAGAUGUUGGUACCGUGUUGAACAUGGAACCGAACAAUAUCAUGGCACUGGAGGUUGCAGAAAGAGUGAAAGAUGUGCUAGAGAAGAAGGGAUUGAGGGUGAAUGACACGGUGAUUGAGUUGCCUCCUGAUUAUGUAGAACCAAGUCAUAAUGUGCUGCCAGGGAAAUUAACGAAAUUCAAGUGUCGGAAGAAGAAGGGGAACAAAGAUGAAGAGAAGAAAGUUCAUGAGGACAAUACCGGGGGGAAUACUGAAGACAAGAUUGAGCAGAAGAAGGCUGUGGAAAUAGGUGAGGAAAAGAAGUCUGUGGGUAUAGAACCAAGUCAUAAUGUGCUGCCAGGAAAAUUAAUGAAAUUGAAGAGCCGGAAGAAGAAGGGGAACAAAGAUGAAGGGAAGAAAGUUCAUGAGGACAAUACGGGGGGGAAUACUGAAGACAAGAUUGAGGAGAAGAAGGCUGUGGAAAUAGGUGAGCAAAAGAAGUCUGGGGGUAUAGGUGAUGUAGAUAAGGAUCUGGAAAUAGCUGAGGAAAAGAAGGCAGAGGUCAAGGUAGUUGUGGAGGAGAAGAUCACAACAACAGAAGAAGUGCCGAAAAGAAGUGUGAAAUUGGUGUUGGGUGAGGACAUAAGAUGGGCUCAGUUGCCAGUAAAUUGCACCCUCCUGCAACUAAGAGAGGUGAUCCGUGAUCGGUUUCCAAGAUCAAGAGCAGUUCUUAUCAAAUAUAGAGAUGAAGAAGGUGAUUUGGUCACCAUCACUACUAAUGAAGAGCUGAGAUGGGCUGAAGAAUCUGCAGAAUCAGAAGGCUCUGUCAGGCUUUACAUAAUAGAAGUUAGCCCUGAUCAGGAUCCAUUCUUUCAGGAACUGAAAGUUGAAGCGCACAAGCUUAACUAUGGAGCUGAAAAUGGUACAUUGGUACACCACAAGGACAUGAAGGGGUCAUAUUGCAUUGAGGAUUGGAUUAUUGAUUUUGCUCAGCUGUUCAAGAACUAUGCUGGCUUUGAAUCUGAUGCAUACUUGGAUCUUCAUGAACUUGGGAUGAAGUUCUACUCUGAGGCUAUGGAGGAGACAGUUACCAGUGAAGAAGCUCAAGACAUUUUCGACACAGCAGGAGAGAAGUUCCAGGAAAUGGGAGCUUUAGCGUUGUUCAAUUGGGGAAAUGUUCACAUGGCCAGGGCAAGGAAGAAGGUAUUAUUCACAGAAGAUUCUUCCAAAGAAUCUAUCAUUUCAAACAUCAAAACUGCAUAUGAAUGGGCACAAAAAGAAUACACAGAAGCUGGAAGGAGAUAUGAAGAAGCGCUGCAUAUCAAACCCGACUUCUAUGAAAGCUAUCUGGCCCUUGGGCAGCAGCAGUUUGAGCAGGCUAAACUUUCUUGGUAUUACGCAAUUAGCAGCAAUGUUGAUUUGGAGACUUGGCCAUCCACAGAGGUUCUUAGACUUUAUAACAAGGCCGAAGACAACAUGGAAAAGGGCAUGCAGCUGUGGGAGGAAUCGGAAGAGCAACGGUUGAGUGAACUCUCUAGUCCAACUAGUUGUAAAACCCAGUUGCAGAAGAUGGGUUUGGAUGGGAUUGUCAAAGACAUAUCAGCAGAUGAAGCUGCAGAACAAGCUACAAACAUGAGAUCUCAGAUAAACCUUCUUUGGGGCACCAUGCUGUACGAGCGAUCUAUAGUGGAGUUCAAAUUGGGGCUACCUGUAUGGCAUGAAUGUUUGGAAGUUGCAGUUGAGAAGUUUGGACUUGCUGGGGCUUCUCCAACAGAUAUAGCUGUUAUGGUCAAAAACCACUCUUCAAAUGAUAAUGCAUUGGAAGGUUUAGGAUUCAAGAUUGAUGAGAUAAUACAAGCAUGGAAUGAGAUGUAUGAAGCUAAGAAGUGGCAAAGUGGAAUUCCAUCAUUUCGGCUAGAGCCAUUACUUCGGCGGAGAGUUUCAAAACUUCAUUUUGCUUUGGAGAAUGCUUUAAAAGACAGCACUGAAUAGAUACAUUUUGCUGCUCCAUGGAGCAUGUAGUAUUUCAUAUUGAGGCAGGCGUUUUCUUGGUACUUUCCUGUCAUAGAUUCAGGCUUUCAGCUUAUGGAACUUAGUAGUUUUAACAUGCAGUGGAUAGUUGUAUCCACAUUUAUUUGUAGUAGUUCAGAGAACACAAACAUUUUUUUCCUUCUCUUUACACGUUAGGGGGUUGAGGUGAAGUUGCAGAUCUUCAUUUUAGUUAGUUCUGCCUUCAUCAACAUGGCUUUACAGUUUCUGCUAGAACAUUAGUACUUGUAAUUGAAGCAUCAAGCAUCUACCUUGAUGUUAGUGUGGCGUGUAACUAAAUUAUUUUUUUCUGGGCAAUGUCUUUCAGGGUAAGGACUUGUAUUCGACUAUUCGAAUCAUCACGGAUGACAUUUUUGUUAUUUUUUA